Eptesicus fuscus (big brown bat) is the source of this 549-nucleotide messenger RNA. It is a transcript of the gene S100A11, whose product is annotated as S100 calcium binding protein A11. Lineage: Eukaryota; Metazoa; Chordata; Mammalia; Chiroptera; Vespertilionidae. The coding region runs from base 82 to 390 and encodes 102 amino acids. Gene Ontology annotation, molecular function: calcium-dependent protein binding; calcium ion binding. Gene Ontology annotation, biological process: regulation of cell population proliferation. The transcript is spliced from 3 exons. Gene Ontology annotation, cellular component: cytoplasm. The record is from RefSeq and is a predicted model, not a curated record.
CAGGGACCCGGCGGGCGCCCCAGCCCAGACCUCGCCGCGCCGCGCCCCGCUCACAGCCUCUGCGCCUCGCUCCGCUCCGACAUGGCAAAAAUGUCCAGCCCUACAGAGACCGAGCGGUGCAUCGAGUCUCUGAUUGCUGUUUUCCAGAGGUACGCUGGAAAGGACAGCAACAGCUUCACCCUCUCCAAGACGGAGUUCCUCACCUUCAUGAACACGGAACUGGCUGCCUUCACAAAGAACCAGAAGGACCCCGGUGUCCUUGACCGCAUGAUGAAGAAACUGGACCUCAACUCUGAUGGGCAGCUAGAUUUCCAAGAAUUUCUUAAUCUUGUCGGCGGCUUGGCGGUAGCUUGCCAUGAUACCUUUAAGCGUUCCCAGAAGUUUGUCUGAAGAACCCUUGGAGCUGGCCUCCAGCCCCAGCCCCUUUCCUUCAAGCUUCCCAGUCAUCAUCAUUUUCUCACAGACCACACACACCCUGAGCCCAGCGUACCUGCCACCCCAUGCAGGCCGCUUCUGCUGGUAGUAAUAAAACAUAUUUUUUAAAACACA